AUGUCUCCAAUUCGGCCAAAGGCACCAAAGACGCCAGAAGCACCUCAGCAUGCCGAACCCUCGCCAACCUCACAGUUAGCCACGUCACCAGCUUCUUCGAUGCCAUCAUCGUUGAUGGACUCGAAGCGUCUACUCGAAGAAGAAACCUUAGUCGUCGACCUGGUAACGACGGACGAAGUGGUCUUGCCUGCUCAACUGCCUCAGACAGUCGCUAUUCCGUCUGGUCCCCAGCCGCCGAAACCAAAGACAUCAACAAUCCAGCCGUUGAAACGCAUCAGGCGCCCCGACAUUGAGAAGGGUACUAAGAUUAUCUUAUCAGGAUUGGAUGAAUAA
Molecule: messenger RNA, 333 nt
Organism: Colletotrichum godetiae
Lineage: Eukaryota; Fungi; Ascomycota; Sordariomycetes; Glomerellales; Glomerellaceae
Exons: 2
Coding region: 1-333 (110 amino acids)
Source: RefSeq, a predicted model, not a curated record